Asterias rubens (European starfish) is the source of this 1666-nucleotide messenger RNA. RefSeq names its product ER membrane protein complex subunit 7-like. Gene Ontology annotation, cellular component: EMC complex. Bases 127 to 798 code for a protein of 223 amino acids. NCBI's taxonomy places the organism in Eukaryota, Metazoa, Echinodermata, Asteroidea, Forcipulatida, Asteriidae. The transcript has 4 exons. Gene Ontology annotation, molecular function: carbohydrate binding. The record is from RefSeq and is a predicted model, not a curated record.
UGAAUUUGUGUGAAAUCAUCGUAGGCCUACUUUUUUUUAUCUACCGUAAAAAUUAUCGUUUCCAGCAAAUUUCAUCCAGAAUUUGCCCCCAAAACAACCUAGUCAAUGAUCUCAUGAUCUGAGACAAUGAUUUGGACUAUUUUAAUUGCGCUCACUGUGUGGGCUUCGCCGUGUUUCACGGAGGAACUUGAAGAGGGCAAGUUGAACGACACAUUCGUUGUGGAAGGUAAAGUGUUGGUGACUGGUGUUAAAGCAAGCGACUGGAUCCCACAUACGAGGAUAUUGGUUGAUGGCGGCCAGUACGUAGGAUUUCUUAGAGCCGAUGGCACAUUCAAGGUGAGUGGUGUUCCAUCUGGAUCUUAUGUCGUUGAGGUUGCCAACCCAACAUACAUCUUUGAGCCGGCUAGAGUGGACAUCACAGCCAAGGGCAAGAUGCGAGCUCGGAAGGUCAACCAUGUUCAGAGUAAUGCAGUAGUCACUGUCCCAUACCCAAUGCGGUUCAAAUCUAAACAACACGCCUCGUACUUUCAGAAACGUGAAGAAUUCAGGAUAACUGACAUGCUUAAAAACCCAAUGGUACUCAUGAUGGUGCUGCCACUUCUGUUUAUUGCCGUUUUACCCAAACUCAUAAAUACACAGGAUCCAGAGGUUCAAAAGGAGAUGAUGAAUAUGAACUUGAUGAAUCCCAAAACUGAAAUGCCAGAUUUAUCCGAAAUGGCUGCCAGAAUGUUUGGCGGAGGAAACUCGGCUGCUACGAAGAAAAAAGAGAAGACGACCAAGACUAAGAAAUUAAAGUAGCCGAAAUUAUCGAUGCAGUCUGGAGUAAAAAAUAAAGGGUGGGGAUGGGGGGGGGGGGGGGGCUUGGGUAAAUAAUGUUAUAGAAUUUGGCAAAACAUUUGGGUAUCUUCAUGUGACAGUGAAAUUGAAAUUUAAGUUAACCCAGGUGAAAGCCACAUCCAAAGAGUGACUUUGGCUGCGUCUUCUACAAUGUUGAAGAGUAAGACCAUUCAGCCAUAGCCACUAUCUGCCCUGGCCCAUAUUACAAAUAUGUAAGGAAUUUGAAAAAAUGUUGCCAUCAUGGAUUACUUGGUUGGUUUUUGCUUUAUACGAGCCUCAUAAUCCAUGGUUAUCAACAAUCAAAAUAAACUUAUUUAACCAUUUUGCUAUCGAUUUUUAUCCAAACCAACAUUGUUACAGUAAUAUGUCAGUAAAUUGAAUAUUGAAUAUUUAUAUUGGGAUCCAUUUAAAACUGGCAUCAUCCUUCUGUCAUUUGAAUUGAGAACCUGAUUAGAUCAUAUUUUACACUGAACCCAAAAGUUGUUCAGUGAUAUACAGCCAAUCAGAUGAUUUCAUUGUUUCUCCACUCUUUUUUCAGUACCUAAGAAAAUGGGAAAUUGUUGCCGCUGGGUGCUUAUUUAGGAGUUUCAUAAAUUCAACUUGAAGUAAUACACUUCUGAAUAUAACUUUAUAUUUUACUUGCACCUUUUUCCUUACAAUGUAUUUAUGAAAGGCACUUUAUGACCUUGAGUUGGGUAUUAAUUGUGUAUCUUUGAUUCUCUUAGUCUAAGUAUGGCAGGUAGGUAAUGGGAUUGUGCCUUUAAAGGCAGUGGACACUAUUGGUAAUAACUCAAAAUAUUUAUUAGCAUAAAACCUUUCUUGGUAACGA